Messenger RNA from Macrobrachium nipponense, 2940 nucleotides. RefSeq names its product trichohyalin-like. Bases 1 to 2940 code for a protein of 979 amino acids. The record is from RefSeq and is a predicted model, not a curated record. Lineage: Eukaryota; Metazoa; Arthropoda; Malacostraca; Decapoda; Palaemonidae. The transcript is spliced from 3 exons.
AUGGCCCCACAGGUUGCGAAUCUGCAGAGUCACCAAGGGCUGGCAGUGUGCUCUGGCACAGGUGAAGAGUCCUCUCUGGCAAAUUUCUUUUGUUCUCAAGGAGUCGACAGUGGUUUCCGAGUACCUAGUGCUCUUGUUGCUGCUGCUGUUGAUUCUCUUGAACCAGAAAUUGUGGACCAGCGGAACAGCUUGACGGCGCCAUCCUUUGCCUUUGCCAAACCUGGUUUGGUCUUGUUGGCAGCCUUGGCGUUUGCUGUUUUCUGGAUAUAUCGAAGGUUUGGACUGACAGUUCAUGAAUUGGAGGAAUGUCUGAAAAGUGAAAGAACGAAUGAUUUGAGCGAUAGUGAGGAUGAACUGGAAAUUGAUAUAAGCGAAAGCGAGAAUGACCUGGAAAGUGAUAUGGGCGAUAGUGAGAAUGAAAUGGAAACUGACAUGAGCGAUAGUGAAGAUGAAAAUGAUACCUAUAUGAGCGAAAGUGUGAAUGAACUUGAAACUGAUGUAAGUGAAGUAUCUAGACUGGAUGAUAGCCGAGAUAUAGAAGACCUGGAAGAUACUAAGGAGGAACAAGAAAGAGAUAUGCUCGAAGUAUCUAGACUGAAAGACAGUCUAGAUAUGGAAGAUCUGGAAAUGCCUAGCCUGGAAGAGAGUCCUCCCGACAUGGAAGAACCAGAUAUCCCUGAGGAGGAAGGAGAGCCGAAAGAAAUCCAUUUGCCAAGACUACAUCAAAAAGAACCAGAUGUGGAAAAACAGACCUUAGCAGAAGCUCUGGAAAGGAGUCAAGUUUACGGAAAUAAAAUGGAACAUCUCUGGAAGGAAGCACAGGAGGAGAUUGUGCGGCUUCAGAACCAACUUGUGGACAAAGACAAGUUGCUGGAAACGACCGCACAGGAGGGAGCAGGACUGAAGAGAGAAAUCGAGAACGUCUACCUUGAAAAGGAACAUGUUCUGACUGAAAAACGGCACCUAGAAGGAGAUUUGGAACUGGCUCUAGACCGAGGAGACACGUUAGAGAACUUAAAUAAAGAACUGAAGGAGUCUCUAGAGAGCCAGUUAGAGGCAAAUGACGUCUUGCUAAAGAAAAGGGACGAAGACGAAAGAGAAAAGCAAAAUCUCUUCCAACAGGCUUUGGUCGAAAAGGAAGGAGAACUGGAGAGCGCCAUAAAGAAAAAAACUGAGUUGGGCCUCAAACUGAAACAAAUAGAAACUUCAAAUCAAAAGCUUGUUUCAGAGAAAGAAUACUUCGAGCGGCUGAUAGAAGGCUACAAGGAUGCCGUAGCCCAGAAGAAGAAGGAAGUUGACCAAAUACAAGAAGUACUCGGACAUAAAGCGAUAGAGGCUGAGAAGGACCGAGAAACACUUGAGGUCAUUAAAUCAGAAAACGCGAGACUCAGGGAGUUAGCAACUGACCUUCAAGACAGAAAUUGUGAACUAGAGAAGAAACGGGCAGAAGAGACCCAGAAAAACUUGAUAUUAACGGACAAAGUUCAGUCGCUAGAACUACUUUUGGGCCAAAAAGAAUCUCAGCUGGUUUCGGCAGCAGAAAUUCUAACAGCAGAAAGAGCGAAAACUGAGGUUAUGGCCGCUGAACUCAAAAAGAUGAAGAACUGGGUCUCAGAACUAGGAGGAGAGAAAGCAAAGUAUAAAGAACAGUUAGAGGAAAAAGAAGAUGAAUUGGCUUCAGUUAAGAAAGAGUUAGACAAUGGAAAGAUAACCACCCAAACUCUGGCUGAAGAAGCCCAGGUUAUGAAGAACUGGGUUGCCGAGUUAGGAGGAGAGAACGUCAGGCUUCAGGAAAAGGUAGACGAAAACCAACUGCAAAUAAAUUCUCUUAAGAAAUCUUUAAUGAGGGAGAAACAGAGGAACCGAGUUCUACAGGAUGCUCUCCAUCAUGAGAAGGAGAUGGAAAACUUGUUGAAGGAAGAAAAGAGGAGGGGAAAUGAGAUGGAAACUUCCCUGAGAACCUUACAAGAACUGGAAAGCUUGCUGGAAGAGGCAGAAGAGAAGGCGAGAAAACUUGCAAAAGAUUUCGAGGAAGAGGUCCAGAAAAGGGAGGCACAAAAACUAGAUUUCUUGGGCAAAGAACAACAACUCAAAGGAAAAAUGCUAACGUUGGAAAGCAGAUUGAAAAAUGCUGAAAAUCUUCUGAUGAAAGAGGAGAGGGAAAAUUUACACUGGCAGCAAAGGUUACAGGAAAAGGACAAAGAAGUAGAGACGCUGAGGAAAGAUGAGGAGGACCAUCGAGAACAAAUGAAGGAGAUGGAGGACAAACUGCAAAAUCUCUCCAAGGAGAGAAACAGUCUGAUCGAAGCAGUCGAAAAACAGUCGAGGGAAUGCCACCUUUUCAUUGCAGAGAAGGAGAGAGAGAAGAGUGAAAUUAGACUGUAUUAUCAGGAGAGAUUGGAUCAGAAGGACAGCGAAAUGAAGAAGCUGCAGGAAGAAAUGGAAGAAUGUGAUAAAUUGAAAGAAAAUUGGAGGAUACAGGAAGAAAAUAUGAUCAGGGAACACCAACGUCUCAUGGAGCGUCAAAGAAGACAGGAAGAGGCUCUGAGGGAUCAGGAUAAAUACAUGUUAAUGACGCUUCUCCAUGGCACAGCUCAGAGGAACUUCCAUCUGCAACACAUUGCACUGCAGCAUGGAAUUGAACAGGAGCGGCAAGAUGGAGGGCAAGAAGAAGACCUGUGGAUGAGAAGGGAGAAACAAUACAGGAAAUACUGCGAUGCCCAGAGUGACAGGAGCAACUACGGGAAGCAGUGGGAGGUCCUAACUCAGACGUUGACGGACCUCAUUCAUGAAGAAGAAAGAAUCCCGCAAACAACGAACGGGGAUUCUAACGAGAACUGUGAAAUUUCCGAUGGAAACUCAGAUGACAAAAUAUGUCAUCAAAUCAACGACAAGAUAGAGCCCCAAAGAGCCGAUACUGAUGAAGAAAAUGUGGGUUGA